Pochonia chlamydosporia 170 is the source of this 747-nucleotide messenger RNA. Its product is annotated as nucleolar, Nop52. The record is from RefSeq and is a predicted model, not a curated record. Gene Ontology annotation, cellular component: preribosome, small subunit precursor; preribosome, large subunit precursor; nucleus. The transcript is spliced from 2 exons. Bases 1 to 747 code for a protein of 248 amino acids. Gene Ontology annotation, biological process: rRNA processing. NCBI's taxonomy places the organism in Eukaryota, Fungi, Ascomycota, Sordariomycetes, Hypocreales, Clavicipitaceae.
AUGGCCGGCGCAACCUUAGAAGCGUCCCAGAUGCCAUUCAUCAAAAACCUCGCCUCAAGCGACCGCAAACUACGAACCCAAUCCCUCACCACCCUCCAAACAUACCUCUCCUCACGAACCUCCCUCCCCGCCCCCGACGCCCUCAAACUCUGGACAGGCCUAUACUACGCGCUCUGGAUGACGGACCGCCCACGUCCGCAGCAAGCACUCGCCGCCGACCUCGCCAACCUCGUCUUUGACGUGCAAAAACCGUGCGUGGCGCCCUUCCUCCGCGCCUUCUGGACCAUCCUCUCCCGGCAAUGGAGCUCGAUCGACGCACUGCGCAUGGAUAAAUUUCUGCUCCUUGUGCGGAGGGUGUUUGGCGCGCAUGUCCGGUACGCGAGGGAGCGGCGGUGGAGGGGGGACGAGGUGCUGGACGUGCUGAGGAGGGAGUGCUUUGACGUGGGUGAGGAGGAGGGCGUGGCGCUGGGGUUGAGGCUGCAUGUUUUGGAUCUGUGGGUGGAUGAGCUGGAGAGGGAGAAGGCGCUGGGUGAGGGCGACGAGGUGAGGGGGGAGUGGGUGCGCAAGAUGGGUGAUAUUGUUGAUGCGUUGAGGGGGAGUCCUGUCAAGGCGGUGCGGUCGAGGGCUAGUGAGAGUUAUAACGAUGAGAGAUUGCCGUGGAGUGCCAAGGGUGAUGAAGAUGAGGGUGAUGAGGACGAGGACGAGGAUGAGGAUGAAGAUGAGGGUUGGGGUGGCAUUGAGGAUUAA